Messenger RNA from Perkinsus marinus ATCC 50983, 14664 nucleotides. RefSeq names its product ciliary dynein heavy chain, putative. Gene Ontology annotation, molecular function: dynein intermediate chain binding; minus-end-directed microtubule motor activity; ATP binding. The record is from RefSeq and is a predicted model, not a curated record. Lineage: Eukaryota; Perkinsozoa; Perkinsida; Perkinsidae. The coding region runs from base 1 to 14664 and encodes 4887 amino acids. Gene Ontology annotation, cellular component: dynein complex. The transcript has 50 exons. Gene Ontology annotation, biological process: microtubule-based movement.
AUGGCUGAGAACAUUACGCGCAUAUUCCGUCUUCUUUUGAACUACAUGGGAGAAAGCGGCAUUGACAAGCGGGUCGAAUUCGUCCUGCGGAGGAUCUUCACCGUUUUUGGGUAUGUCAAAAUAUACUCCAAAUUCGACAAGUUUAAAUCGGCGAUCCUCAGCGUUAAGGAGGAGUCCCCUCUUAGGGCGAUUGAAAUUUUCCUUGACGACCCUGAGCGACCGGUCGUCUUUGCUUAUCAAGGCUCUGGUGAGAGUCUUAUUGCUUCGUGCGAUUGUCCAGCAUCGGUAGCUCAAAUCAAGAAGAAGGUGCUGGUGAUCUGUAGGGCAAAGGCCGGAGUGGAGAUCUCCAUGGACAACAUAGUGGAGGCCAUCCUUGUGCAGGAGCUGUCUAAGAAGCUACUUGAGAAUAUGAACCUCCUGCUGAAUGGCGCGUACGCCUCAACUCUGUCGAAUCCUCUGAAUCAACGAAGUUGGUCUGAUAUGGUCUCAAAAGAUCUUUUGGGAAAGUUCCAUACUUUUCUAUCAACACUGCAUGUCACUUACGGUCUUAUGGAAGGAAGGACGGUGCUGCCGCUACCAGCUAAGGAGUCUAUGCAGCCGGCGCCGCCUUCAGACGAUCCUGGUGGGCAAGAAUCGAUCGCGAAAGAUAGAGUUCAUGCUCUUGAGGGCUCUCUCAUCACGUGGACAAAACAAGUGAAACACGUGUUGAAACAGCAGCCUGAAGACGCGCUGAGAGAUCCUACUAAGAAUCCGGAACCGCUGGUUGAAGUGCAGUUUUGGAGAGUCAAGGCGAACAACCUCAACUCGGUUCACGACCAGUUAGGAGCAAAAGAACUGCAGAGAGUCAUUGAUAUCUUGGAUGAAAACAGAAGCACAUAUGUGGGGCCGUUUCGAAGGCUACAAUCGGAAGUCCAAAGGGCUCGAGACGAGGCGAAUGAUAAUGUCAAGUUUCUGUCGUCGCUGACUAAGUACUUUGAGAAGUUGAGCAGCGAUGGUAUGGACUUUGCCGAAUUGGAGAAGUUGUUCGAUCCGAUCCUACAUACGAUUUUACUCAUCUGGAAACAUUCAGGAUACUAUAACACGCCCGGAAGGCUUGUCGUACUAGUGAGGCAAAUUUGCAACAGUAUAAUCCUACAAGCCUGUCGGUUCAUCAACGGUCCGCAAGUGUUCGCUAUGGUCAGCAAUGAGGAGGCGAACGAAGCUGUGGAAAAAUUGGAAAAAACUCUGAAUUUUUGCACCGCUUUUCGCGAUAAGUACUUUUUUUACAAAAAAGUUGCUGAUGGUCGGUGUGGCGAGGAAAACGGUUGGCGAAUUCAGCCGCGAGCUCUUUUCGUGAGGCUAGAUGCGUUUCGGGCGAGAUGUCGCGAUAUACUAGAAUUCACCAGGACUAUUGUGCAGUUUUUCAAACUGGAGAGAGUUGAAAUCGGCGGCACCAAGGGAGGUCAACUGACAGCAUCAAUUCAGCAGAUUUUCGAGGAGUUCAAACACACAGUUGAAGUUUUCCAAAGUGUCACUUAUGAUAUUAUGGAUGUUGGUGCGCGCGGCUUCGAUAAUGAUUUUUAUAUUUUCCGAUCGUCGGUGAGAAAUCUCGAUCAACGGUUGGGUUCGAUAUUAGGAAAUGCAUUUGAAGAUCUUGAUGCGAUUCCUGGACGUUUGAAAUUGUUCGAUGCAUUUGAGGGCCUUCUAGAGAGGACCAUCUUACUUGACGAGCUCACAAAGCGAUUUAGUAAAUUGUUGGCGCAGUAUCAUGAGGAUCUGAACGAAGUGCAGAGGAUAUAUACGGAAUAUAAAGUGAAAAUAAUUUCGGCGACCGACGAUGCGCCGCUAUAUGAAAAUAUGCCUCCCGUUGCUGGAGCCAUUUACUGGGCGCGAUCACUCCGUGACAGAGUGGCUGGGCCUAUGCCGAAAAUUCGAUUCUAUAGUAAAAUGGUCAAGGAGAAACCCGAAAAUUUCAAGGAAGUAUAUAGGUUGCAUUCGACUCUUUGCAAAACGUUGGACGAGUUCGAGGAGCAGAUGUUCGAAGCCUGGGAGUCUGAUUGUGUCGAGCCGGCUAAGGGCAAACUGAAGAUGCGUUUGCUAAGGCGGUUGGAAAAAACCGGGACAUUAAAAGUCAAUUUCGAUCCCCAACUCGUUCGCCUUUUACGAGAAGUGCGAUAUUUCCUUCUAUUCGGUUUGGAGGUGCCUGAGGCUGCACUGGAGAUGUAUCAGCACGCAGACACAUUCCGGGAGUGGACAGGGCGACUGGAUGUAGUAGUGCAGAAAUAUAACUCAGUUUUAACGGAGCUAUUACCGGUAGAAGAGCCUAUGUUUGCUGAUAGAAUUCAAAAAAUGGAUACAACGUUAUCACCGGGCUUAGUGGAUUUGCGAUGGAAUAGUGCAGAAAAAAUUCCGGAUUUUAUUACUCACGCUGAAGUCGUGGUUGGCGAUGUUGCUGCGGUUGUUGAUGUAGUGAAGAUUAAUUUGCGAAAAAUAUCUACGCUACUUGCGAGGUGGUGUGAAGGGCCUCUAUUGGAGAGGAAAGCGAAGCCUAUGUCGGCUGAAGAUUUCGAUAGCAUUCAUAAGGCGUCGGUUGGGGUGAAGUUACAUAUGAUGACUGAGGACGGCAAGGAAAUACACAAGCUGGUUAAAGACAGCUCAGAAGCUCUCAAGAUUUCGAAAACUGCCGAAACGUGGAGAAGUUAUGUUGAUUUCGUGAAUAAUAUAGUCAUUGAAGGCUUGGUGUCGUCGAUCGCGGUAUCAUUGCAAUACUUAUGCGAAAUUUUGGAUCCUCUUAUUAUCGCGAAAAACGAAAUGCAACCACUUUUUGAUGUGAAAAUAGAACUACAAGAUUCGGAGGUUGUUUUUGAGCCCGCGUUUACGCGGAGUGAAAAAUUCCACGGCUCGCUGUGUUUAAGAGGCGUCAUCGACGGAUGGGUUAAAGACUUUUUCGCGGUUGGUACGGUAUUGCCAAGAUUGGAUACAGGAACUGGAGACUACCUGAACGAGCUGAAAGAGCAUUUCCAAAUGCAGUGUUUGUUGGCUUUGGUUAGCGAACUCAUUGAUAAUACGGAAUUGAAAUGUCUAGAAUAUAGGCAGAAAUUUUUGGAGCACUCAUUUUUGUGGUUGGACUCCAUUGAGGAAUCUUUUGGGAAUUUCCUGGCCGACGGAGCGAAGCAAUUGGUGGAGAAUUUUGAAGAGGAAGGGGUUUCGUUCAAUGAGAUUAUGAAGAUGAUUGGCGUCGACUUGGGAAUGCCAAUUCCGCCCAUGGAAAAAUUCGACGCGGCUGUUACGAAAUUCCGACAUAUGAAAGAAACUAUAAGCAAUUUGAAAACGCCCGUGGAUAUUCAUUGGUUGCGGGUGAAUAUUCAGCCGGUGAAAAUUCACUUGGUGCAGUUUACGGGGAAAUGGGAAUUGACGUAUACAACUUUUUUGAAAGAAUUUUGUGAAGGAAGAAUUGCAUCCUUAUGCGAAUUUAUACAUAAAGUUGACGAUGGUUUGACACAGAAUAGCCCAGCUGACGAUCCAGAGAAUGAGAAUUUGCUAUAUGCGACCAUGACGCACAUAAGGGAUGUGAAAUUGGCGAUGGAGGCGAUAAAGUUGUUGUUCAAUCCUAUUCGAGAACAAGUUAUUACUCUGAAGAGACAUGGAGUAGUUUUACAGGAAGAAAAAUUGCAGGAGUUAGAUUUGGCACCAGCGCGGUGGGAAGAAGUGGUCCGAGCUGCGUUCGAUGAGAAGGAAAAGAUUUUACCUUUGCAAAGUGCGGAAAUGUUGAAAAUUCGGCGAAAAAUUGAUGAAUUUGCGGGCGAAGUGGCGCAGUAUAGGAGUAAAUUCCUAAGGGAGUGUCCAUUUGAUGCGGAGAAUACUUAUGAGGAAGCCUAUGAAAAAUUGGAUAGGUAUUAUGAAGAAACUAUGGCAAUGGUCGAGAGGGCAAAAGAUUAUAACAAUUUGGAGCUUUUGUUUGAUAUGGCGAUGAGUGGGUACCGCGAAUUGAAAGAUUCCCAGGAGGAUUUGGUAUUGUUGAAAAAUUUAUGGGAUGCGAUUGCGAUGGUGAACUAUACUUUUGAGGAUUGGAAUAGCACGCUAUGGGAUAGGAUCAAUACGGAUGAUUUAUUGAUGCGGGUGAAGGAGCUUGGCGCCCAGGUGAAAGCCAUGCCUAAGGAAAUGCGCGGUUGGAAAUUGUAUGCGUGGUUACAAGAUAUUGUUAAAAAUAUGUCGACGGUAUUGCCGUUGAUUAGCGAUUUGCAUUCUGAUACUAUGCGAGAUCGGCAUUGGAAUCAGCUGAUGGACGUCACGAAAACUACAUUUACGAAAGGGCCGGAGUUUUGUUUUAAAGAUUUGCUGGAUUUAGAAUUAUAUAAAUUUGGUGAUGAUGUUAGCGAAAUUGUGGACCAAAGCGUGAAGGAGUCGAAAAUAGAGAAAAAAUUGGUGACAAUUCGAUCGACAUGGACGAAGUUGACUUUGGAAUUUGAUCGCACUCGAGAGGACUGCCCGUUGCUGAAGGAUCUGGGAGAAGUUGUGGAAAUUUUGGAGGCGCAUUCGUUGGAAAUGAUGGGGAUGGUCUCGCAGGGCAGAUUUAUAGAGUUUUGUCAAGGAGUAGUGGACGAGUGGAGUCUGAAAUUACGCACCGUUGAUUCGGUUCUUACGGUGUGGCAAAAAGUCCAACGAAAUUGGUGCCGACUGGAGCCGAUUUUUAUGCUGUCCGACGAUAUACGAUCGCAGCUGCCUGAGGACAGUAAAAGAUUUGAGGCUUUGGAUGCUGAAUGGAAGGAUCUGAUGCUCGAUGCGUCGCAGCUCUCGAAUGCAGUGGAGAUUUGUUGUGCUGAAGGGCGAGAGGAGGUUUUACAAAGGCUUAAUGAGGCUAUUGAAACCUGCGAGAAGAGCUUAAACGAUUAUCUAGAGCAGAAAAAGAAGGCUUUCCCGAGAUUUUAUUUCGUCGCUAAUCAAGCGUUGUUGGAUAUUUUAUCGAAUGGGAAUAGGCCUUUGAAAGUUGCUGAAUAUCUUGGCGACUGUUUUGAUGGUGUGAAAAGCCUCAACUUCGAAAAAGAUCCUAUAGAUGGGCGAAUAGGAAACGGAAUAAUUUCCAAAGAUAAGGAGUAUGUGCCGUUUUUCGAGGAUGUGAUUUUGGAGGGCGCGGUGGAAACUUAUCUGACGAAUUUGGAAUCGCAUAUUCGAUGUACGUUACGCGAUAUUUUGGAUAACGCUCGAGCGGCUGCGGAAAAUUGGGAGGUUGACAAACCUCGGGAAAUAUGGUUACAAGAUUACUGCGCGCAGUUGGCUUUGGUGACUACUCAACUAGUGUGGACAGAGGAAACGGCGAGAGCGUUUGACGAACUGGAGGGCGGAAGUGAAACGGCGAUGAAAGAUUAUAAGAGAGUUUGUGAUGAUCGCAUUGAAAAAUUGAUCAAACAAGUUCAACAACCACUCGAUGCUGAUCUUCGUGCAAAGAUUAUCACUAUUAUCACUAUAGAUGUCCACGCCCGAGAUGUUAUUGAAAAAUUCAUCCAAACUAAAAUUACGGAUCCUACAGCUUUCCAAUGGCAAAGCCAGCUGAGAUUUUAUUGGCAACAUAAACCGGCCGGUGGAAAUCUGGUGUCAUUUACUCCGGAAGAGCUUAAAACGUGCGUGAUUCGAAUAUGUGAUUGGUCAACGAUUUAUCAAUAUGAAUAUGUGGGUAAUUGUGGACGGUUGGUGAUUACGCCGUUAACGGACCGGUGUUACAUAACGUUGACGCAAGCAUUGAAUUUGAUAAUGGGAGGAGCACCAGCUGGGCCGGCGGGUACGGGUAAAACGGAGACGACGAAGGAUUUGGCGAGAGCGAUUGGGUUGGCGGUGAUGGUUUUCAACUGUUCAGAUCAGAUGAGCUAUUUAACGAUGGCACAGAUUUUCAUGGGGCUGAGUCAGACAGGAGCUUGGGGGUGCUUUGAUGAAUUUAAUAGGAUCAGUAUAGAAGUGCUUAGUGUUGUUUCUACACAAGUAAAAACGGUCCUAGAUGCGAUUAAGGAGAAUCUGAAAACGUAUUUGUUUAUGGAUGAGGAUAUUCGGCUGAUACCAACAUGUGGGUUUUUCAUAACGAUGAACCCAGGCUAUGCUGGUCGAACAGAAUUGCCGGAAAAUUUGAAAGCGUUAUUCAGAUCGUGUGCAAUGGUAGUGCCCGAUCUCGUUUUUAUAUGUGAGAACAUGCUGAUGAGUGAAGGGUUCGUGGUUGCAAGAAGUCUGGCGAGGAAAUUCGUUUGUUUAUAUAUGCUAUGUCGGGAAUUGCUGUCUAAGCAAAUGCAUUACGAUUGGGGGCUGCGAGCAGUGAAGUCGUUAUUACGACAAGCGGGGACGCUGAAGAGGGCCGAUCCAGAUAUGGAUGAAUAUCCGAUUUUAAUGAGAGCGUUGAGAGAUUUUAACACACCGAAAAUUGUUACGUCGGAUAUGCCCAUUUUCUUGAGGCUAAUACAAGAUUUAUUCCCUGGGGUGAGCGCUGAAGUGAAGUUAAAUCCGGAAUUUUCGAAAGUAGUUGCGAAAGUUGUUAAGGAAAGAGGACUGCAAGCUGACGAAGGGUUUGUUACGAAAAUUGUGGGUCUUCUGGACAUUUUGGGAGUUCGACAUUGUUGUUUUAUCAUCGGUCCAACCGGCUCUGCGAAAACGGAGGUCUGGAAAUGUUUGUUGGAGUCGUUGAAAGUUAUCGGUGAGGAAGGCGCGUAUGAAGCCCUGAAUCCAAAGGCGAUAACUUCUGAUGAGCUGUAUGGAAUUAUGACGAAAACUAAGGAGUGGAAGGAUGGCGCGAUUGCUGUUAUAAUGAGGAAUAUGAGUAAGGAAAUUAACGGCUAUAAAAGUUUGCACAAGCAUAAGUGGGUUGUUCUUGAUGGGGAUAUCGACGCGACAUGGAUUGAAUCUAUGAACACGGUCAUGGAUGAUAAUAAGGUACUCACCCUCGUUUCGAACGAACGUAUUCCCUUUACCAACACUAUGCGUAUGCUACUAGAAAUCCAAGAUAUGAAGUGCGCCUCCCCAGCGACUGUCUCACGCGGUGGAGUGCUCUUUAUCAACGAAUCUGAUGUCGGCUGGAAACCCUAUAUUGAAUCUUGGAGGGAAAAAAUGGACCCGGUGGCACAAAGUACAUUCUAUUUACUCUUCAGCAGCUAUUUCGAGGCGAAUAUAGAUACAAUUCGGCGACAAUAUGCAUUUUCCUGCCCAAUUUUGGACAUGGGUUUCGUUCAAGCGAUUUGUGCUAUUAUUGACGCUUUGUUAAACAACAACACUAAGGAGGCUACGGAGGCGUUGAAAGCCGCGAAUUCUGAAGAGCAAAAGCUGAUUUACGAAGCGUAUUUUGUAUUUGCGAUGAUGUGGAGUGUGGGAGGUGCGGUAGCUGAUGAUAAAAUUACAAAUCACCGUAAAAGUUUCAACAGUUGGAUGAGAAACACAAGUAAAAUAAAAUUCCCAGAAGCGGGUGAAGCGAUGGACUAUCGAUACGAUACUGUUAAUCAGUGUUGGAAACAUUGGGAAGAAUUCGUAACACCAUAUGAACCCGUCACCGAGAGGAUGUAUCAAUCGAUUGUGGUAUCAAAUACUGAGAUAGAGCGAUUGAAAUAUAUAUUGUCGCUUUGCAUGAAGCGGGCAAAACCGGUGCUGUUUUGUGGAGUCGCAGGUACGGGGAAAACAACUAUAGUGAAAGACUUCCUAUCGGAAUUGGGAGAAGAAAUGCUGAGUGCUUCGUUAAAUCUGAACAGCUAUACUGAUAGUUUUUCACUGCAAUUGAUUUUGGAAAGCUAUCUCGAUAAAAGAACCGGCCGUACGUUUGGUCCCCCGGGAAAUCGAAAAUGUGUUUAUUUUAUCGACGACUUGAAUAUGCCAUAUGUGGACGAGUAUGACACUCAGAGUGCUAUAAUGCUUUUAACGCAGCUCAUAUCAUACGGAACGCUAUUUGAUCGAUUUCAUCUUGAAGAAAAAAAGGAUAUUGUUGAUAUUCAAUAUUGUGCUUGUAUGAAUCCGAAGGCUGGCAGUUUUAUGGUAAACGCGCGGUUGCAAAGGCACUUUACGGUUUUGACGACAUUCGCGCCGACGGGUGAUUUGAUAACGCAAAUUUACUCGCAAAUUUUGGGAUACCAUUUGCAGCAGUUUGAGAGCGGGGUGAGAAAUUUACAAGAAAAUAUUGUAAAUGCAACGACGGAGGUUUUGAGUCAAAUUUUGGCUCAGCCGUCGUUUUUACCAUCGGCGAAAAAAUUCCAUUAUCAAUUCAAUCUGAAGGAUAUUUCGAAUGUUUUCCAAUCCCUGCUGAAUACCACCCCAGGGCUGUUUCGGGGCAGUCCGAUGAAAUAUCUGCGAGUAUGGCUGCAUGAGUGCAGGAGAGUCUUCAGCGAUCGUUUGGUUAGUGAAAGCGAUAUGAAGGAAAUGGAAAUGAUUUUCGAGCAGUCUGCGAAAAAACAUUUUGGUGGAAUUUCGAUGGAAGAGUUAUUCGGCGAAAAUUUGAUAUUUACGUCGUUUGUUUCGGUGCACGGUGGCAACGACAAGCAGUAUAUGGCAAUACGCGAUCAAGAGCAGCUGAAUGAAGUUUUGACAGAAAAACUGGCAGAGUAUAACGAGACUUUUGCCGAGAUGAACUUGGUGCUAUUUGAGGACGCCAUGGCUCAUGUGUGCAGAAUUUCGCGGAUCAUAGAUCUGCCCUGCGGAAACGCAUUACUCGUCGGUGUGGGAGGAUCUGGGAAGCAGUCGCUGUCGCGGCUCGCGUGCUUCGUAACGCAAACAGAUGUUGUUACGAUUCUCGUGAAUAUGUCCUAUGGAACGGCUGAUUUGAAAUUGGAUCUGCAAGAAAUGUAUAAAAAGGCGGCGGUGAAACCAGGGACUCCACAUGCGUUUUUGUUAACGGAUGGGCAAAUUGCCGACGAGAAAUUUUUGGUAUAUAUUAACGAUAUGUUGGCGACGGGGAAUAUACCAGAUCUAUUCACGAGAGAGGAGUAUGAUGCGCUUCUGGGAGCAGUGAGGAAUCAGGCUAAAGCUGCUGGGUACCCAGACGAACGAUCGUCACUAUUCCAAUUCUUCCUGGAUAAGGUUCGAAAAAAUCUACAUCUCAUUUUGUGCCACUCGCCGGUUGGUGACACUUUCCGAAUUCGCGGGAGAAAAUUCCCAGCGUUGAUUUCGUGCAUGACCGUUGAUGAGUUUCACCCUUGGCCGCGUGCAGCGCUGACAUUUGUGGCAUCGAGAUUUUUACAAGAAAUUUCGCUACCCGAAGAAUCACUUUAUGAAAAACUCGCCUCUAACAUGGCUGAGGUGCAUUUAUCAAUUGAUGUUGCAAAUGCGAAGUAUUUGGCAGUUGAAAGACGAUAUAACUAUACCACACCGAAAAGCUUUCUAGAGCUGAUCGCGUUUUAUAAACAAUUGUUGGAAAAAAAGCGAUCGAAGGUUGAAAUUAAUAUAGAGCGAUUGGAAAAAGGUUUGACGAUUAUGGAGCAAGUGAAGGCUAAGGUGGAGGGCCUGAAGGAAGAUUUGAAGGUGAAGAUGGUACAAGUAGAAGAGAAAAAAGCGGCAACAAAUGUGCUGAUUGACGAAGUUACUGUAGCUUCGGAAAAAGCAGCAACAGAAAAAGCGGUCGCUGAUGAGGAAGCGACUAAGACAAACGCACUUGCCGAGGAAGCGAGUAAAAUUAAGGCGCAAGCAGAUGGUGAACUAGCGGAGGCGAUGCCGGCUAUGGAGGCGGCGAAGGAGGCGGUAGACUGUCUCACGAAACCGGCAAUUACGGAGCUGAAAGCGUUGGGAAAGCCACCGCCGGAUUGUGUGGAGGUGACGAAGGCGGUUAUGAUUUUAUUGAGAAAUGAAAGAAAAAAUUUGGAUUGGAAAGCCGCGCAGAAAAUGAUGAAUAAUCCACAAGCGUUUUUGGAGGAGGUUAUGUCGUUUAACGCGAAUGAAAUUCCCGAUUGGGUGCUGGACAUGAUAGACCCGAUUUUGCAAAAGGAAUUUUUCAACUAUAAUUCUAUGAAAUCGAAAUCAACGGCAGCAGCGUAUCUGUGCAACUGGGUUGUGAAUAUCGUUAAUGGCGCCGCUGAUGAAAAAGUGGCGGAGUCUACUAAGCAGAAGGAAGAUGCGGAGGCGGCGUUGGUGGUUGUUUUAGCACGGGUUAAAACGGUGGAGGAAAAAGUGGCGAAAUUGGAGAAAACGUUGAGUGACGCGGUGAGGGAGAAAGAACAAACGGAAGCUGAGGCGAAUGCGUGUCUGGCAAAAUUGGAGUUGGCUCAGCGCCUGGUGGACGGGCUCGCCGAUGAAUACGCGAGAUGGACGCAAACGGUGAAGGAGUUGAAGGAAAAAAGUUUGACAUUGAUUGGGGAUUCUAUGUUGGCGUCAGCGUUUGUUGGGUAUAUCAGUCCGUUUUCGGCUGCUUUCCGAUUGGAUUUGUGGAGCAACGUUUGGAGUGAUGAUAUCAAAGCCAAAGGAAUUCCCUUUACUGAGGGAAUUGAUCCCCUCCAUGUGUUGGCGUCUGAGGCUGAUAUUGCACUAUGGAAAAACGAGGGUUUGCCGGCUGAUAGAAUUUCAGUGGAAAAUGCAGCAGUGGUGACAAGUUGUGCGAGAUGGCCGUUGCUCAUCGAUCCGCAAUUGCAGGGUGUGAAGUGGAUCAAACAGCGUUUUGGCGAGGAGAUGACUGCUAUUCAACUGACCCAACCGAAUUGGCUUCAAAAAGUUCUCUUCUGCGUUUCUAUGGGAGGACAACUUUUGAUUGAAGCGGUAGGGGAAGAAAUAGAUGCAAUAUUAGAACCGCUUCUCGCGAGGCAAGUUUCCCGAAGGGGUCGAAGCGCAUUCGUCAUUAAAAUUGGAGGAGAGGAGAUUGACUACGACCAGAAAUUCCAACUAAUUUUGCAGAGCAAGUUGCCGAACCCUCACUAUAGACCGGAAAUUGCAGCUCAGUGUACUAUCAUUAACUUCAUCGUCACACCGGAGGGGUUGGAAGAUCAAAUUCUAGCGAUGGUGGUUAACGUGGAGAAACCUGAAUUGGAACAACAAAAACAAGAAUUGUAUAAUAGAAUUUAUGUUAAAGUGGCGCCGCUGAUGGAAAAAGUGGCGGAGUCUACUAAGCAGAAGGAAGAUGCGGAGGCGGCGUUGGUGGUUGUUUUAGCACGGGUAAAAACGGUGGAGGAAAAAGUGGCAAAAUUGGAGAAAACGUUGAGUGACGCGGUGAGGGAAAAGGAGCAAACGGAAGCUGAGGCGAAUGCGUGUCUGGCAAAAUUGGAGUUAGCUCAGCGCCUGGUGGACGGGCUCGCCGACGAAUACGCGAGAUGGACGCAAACGGUGAAGGAAUUGAAAGAAAAAAGCUUGACAUUGAUUGGGGAUUCUAUGUUGGCGUCAGCGUUUGUUGGGUAUAUAAGUCCGUUUUCGGCUGCUUUCCGAUUGGAUUUGUGGAGUAACGUUUGGAGUGAUGAUAUCAAAGCCAAAGGAAUUCCCUUCACCGAGGGAAUUGAUCCUCUCCAUGUGUUGGCGUCUGAGGCUGAUAUUGCACUAUGGAAAAACGAGGGUUUACCGGCUGAUAGAAUUUCAGUGGAGAAUGCAGCAGUGGUGACAAGUUGUGCGAGAUGGCCGUUGCUCAUCGAUCCGCAAUUACAGGGUGUGAAGUGGAUCAAACAGCGUUUUGGCGAGGAGAUGACUGCGAUUCAACUGACCCAACCGAACUGGCUUCAAAAAGUUCUCUUCUGCGUUUCUAUGGGAGGACAACUUUUGAUUGAAGCCGUAGGGGAAGAAAUAGAUGCAAUAUUAGAACCGCUUCUCGCGAGGCAAGUUUCCCGAAGGGGUCGAAGCGCAUUCGUCAUCAAAAUUGGAGGGGAGGAGAUCGACUACGAUCAGAAAUUCCAACUGAUUCUGCAGAGCAAGUUGCCGAACCCUCACUAUAGACCGGAAAUUGCAGCUCAGUGUACUAUCAUUAACUUCAUUGUCACGCCGGAGGGGUUGGAAGAUCAAAUUUUAGCUAUGGUGGUUAACGUGGAAAAACCUGAAUUGGAGCAACAGAAACAAGAAUUGGUACGGAAACAGAACGAAUUCAAAGUAACUCUGGCGAAAUUAGAAGAUGAUCUUCUGGCGCAACUAGCCGCUGCGGACCCCGCGACGAUUUUGGAUAACGUCGCGCUGAUCGAGGGCUUAGAAGUUACCAAGAAAACGGCGAAUGAGAUCAACGAACAGGUUAAAUUGGCGAACGAAACGGAAGUGCAAAUCAACGAGUCGCGCGAGCAGUAUCGUCCCGUCAGCGCGGAGGGUUCGAUGUUGUUCUUUUUGAUAAUACAAUUGUGUUUCAUCGAACAUAUGUAUCAAUAUUCUCUGGACAGUUUCGUGUCGUUCUUGUAUAGAGCGAUUGAGCGAACACCAGCGUCGGAGGAUGUGACGGAGCGAUGCGGAUCGUUGAUUUUCACGAUAAGACUUACGAUUUUCCGCUGGGUGAAUCGCGGGCUAUUCGAAAGGCAUAAACUUAUUUUCUGCGCAUUAUUGACGUUUAAACUACUCCAAAGGGGCUUACUGAGCGAGACGUAUAAUGCGGGACAAUAUCAGUUCUUGUUAAGAGGACCAAUACGGACAGAUGUGGAAAACCCUAUCGCGGACUGGCUGCCGAACGCAAACUGGUAUGCAGUACAGAAACUGAUAGAACAGGAAGGAUUCGAAUCAUUUGCGCAGAAUAUGGAAAAGGAUGCUCCCAAUCGAUUCAAAGAAUGGUUUAACGAGCUCGCCCCGGAGGACCAAAAAUUACCACUAGAUUGGAAAAAGCUCGACAAUCAACCUCUGCAGAAAAUGCUGGUUUUGAGAUGUUUGCGACCUGAUAGAAUGACAAUAAUGAUGGGUAAUUGGAUCCGCAAGGCGUUACCGCACGGACGUGAAUAUAUGGACUGUGAUGGUAGCAGCAGUUUUUACGAAGUUUUGUCCAACAGUUUUGAGGACUCUUCGAAUUUAACACCGAUUUUCUUCAUUUUGUCACCUGGCGCUGACCCUGUGAAAGAAGUAGAAGCACUCGGGAGGAAGACGAUACAGUUGCAAAUUAAUGUGAAUUACCACAACGUUGCGAUGGGGCAAGGCCAGGAUGUUGUUGCUAUGGCGAAGUUGGAUUUGGGGCAUAAAGAAGGGCAUUGGAUUAUGUUGCAAAAUAUUCAUCUGAUGCCCAAAUGGUGUACAGAAUUGGAGAAAAAAUUGGACAAUUUCGCGAUCGAGGGAUCUCAUCCGAGUUUCCGCUGUUUUUUAAGCGCGGAUCCUUCCAAUGGAAUUCCGAUAGGAAUUUUGGAGCGAUCGAUUAAGUUGACGAAUGAGCCUCCCCAAGGACUUCUGGCAAAUCUUCGCCGUGCGUUCGCGUUCUUCAACAAGGAAGAUUUUGAGGAGCGCGAUUCCCGAGUGAAGAGUAUUUUAUUCGGACUUUGUCACUUCCAUGGUGUUAUGCUGGAGAGGAAGAAAUUCGGACCGUUGGGAUAUAACAUGAUGUACCCGUUUUCGAUCGGUGAUUUGAGGGAUUCCGCGAGCGUAUUAUAUAACUAUCUAGAGAAUGCUGCCUCAGUCAAAGUGCCUUGGGACGAUUUACGAUAUAUUUUCGGCGAGAUCAUGUAUGGUGGACAUAUUGUGGACGAUUGGGACAGAAAACUGUGUCGAACAUAUUUGGAGUUUUUCAUGCAUGAUGAAUUGCUCGACGAAACUGAACUGGUGCCUUUCACAGAUCCUACUAAGCUCACUUUCUUAUCACCAGCGCCCAGUUCUCACGAGAAGUAUCUGGAACAUAUCGAACUGAUGCCGGGAGAAACUCCUCAGUUUUUCGGACUGCAUCCGAAUGCUGAAAUAGGAUUCCGAAGCGCGCAAUCGAAUACGUUAUUCCAAACGCUCUUGAAUUUGGACGCUCGCUCGGGCGGAUCUGGUGGAACAGAUGAAGAAGCGGGCGAAGUGAGUUUUUGUAGCGAUGGAUUAUCUAAAUGUUGUAAUUUACGAGUAAUGGAGUUUCACCUACGAUAUGAGAAUACUAGUCCUUAUCAGUAUGUGUUCUUGCAGGAGUGCAGUUAUAUGAACGAACUCAUUUUCGAGAUGGUUAGGUCUUUGGAAGAACUACAAUUAGGAUUCAAGGGCGAGUUGACUAUGUCGGAAACUAUGGAAAAUUUGACUGAUGCCCUCAUAUUGGAAAUUAUUCCACCGCGUUGGGCUAAAUUGGCUUUCCCGAGUACGAGACCUUUACGUUCGUGGUUGACAAAUUUGAAAGAAAGGUGUGCGCAAUUAGAGGAGUGGACGAAUGAUCCGGCGUCUGUCCCGAAGGUCGUAGACGUAUCCAAGUUCUUCAACCCGCAGUCGUUUUUGACUGCGAUUAAGCAACUGUGUUGUCAACAGCAAAUGUUAGAGUUGGACAAACUGAUGGUAUUCACGGAAGUGACCAAGAAAGAAAAAUCUCAGAUUGAGAGCUUCAGUCGAGAAGGAGCUUAUGUGACAGGAAUGUUCCUCGAAGGUGCGCGUUGGGAUAUCAACGGGAAUUGCUUGGAUGAGUCCAAGCCAAAAGAAAUGUUCUGUAAAAUGCCAGUGAUCAACUGCAAGGCUGGUUUGGCUGAUGAGACCGGAAAAGGGGAGAAAGGAAUGUAUAUAUGCCCAAUCUACUGUACCCCGCAAAGAAGACCAUAUUUCGUUUUCGCUGCGCAAUUGCGUACGAAACACAACCCAGCUAAAUGGGUGCUCGCGGGUGUAGCUAUGAUUCUCGAUAUCGGUGUAGCCGUCUGA